Anopheles marshallii is the source of this 585-nucleotide messenger RNA. RefSeq lists its product as uncharacterized. The transcript has 3 exons. NCBI's taxonomy places the organism in Eukaryota, Metazoa, Arthropoda, Insecta, Diptera, Culicidae. The record is from RefSeq and is a predicted model, not a curated record. Bases 1 to 585 code for a protein of 194 amino acids.
AUGAAACACAGUGAGAAGAUAACGUUUGCUGAAUUCCACCAGAAACUCCUAAAGUAUUGUUCCAACGGUGCUCAUUGUGCUGCGGAAGAGAAAGAUAUUCGUUCACGCUUUGAACAACUGAUUGCGCAAAGAGAUGAAUGCCUUGGACAGUUGAUUAAAAUGAGGGAAGCCGAAAUGGUUUGUAACGAGGACAUCAGUGAUACAGAGCACCAGCUUGCAGAACUCGUGAAACGUUUGGAAAGCAUUGAAAAGAAAUGCAACGUUCUUACACUAGAGCAGCUGUCGAUUGAUGUUGAAGAACGACCGGCUAAGCAAUUGUCUCAGCAGGAUGCCGUAGAACCGACUUUGGCUGAUAACACCAAUCAAUUGAACGAACAGAUGCUCAACAGAUUUCUGCGCAAGUAUUGCAAUAUUUAUGUUCAAUUCACCAAUUGCGAUGAUGCAAUUCGGGUCUUUUCGUUAGCGGAUAAUCAAUUUUAUGAAAUCAAUUUGAAGGGAAAUAAUGUGUCUGAUUUGAGAGAAGAGCUUUGGUCUAGUUUCGCUGCUUGCAGCGUACAUUUGAAUGCUUGGGAAAGUAUGUUAUAA